Molecule: messenger RNA, 1973 nt
Organism: Erpetoichthys calabaricus (reedfish)
Lineage: Eukaryota; Metazoa; Chordata; Cladistia; Polypteriformes; Polypteridae
Gene: fgf22
Product: fibroblast growth factor 22
Exons: 3
Coding region: 376-1005 (209 amino acids)
Biological process (GO): animal organ morphogenesis; cell differentiation; fibroblast growth factor receptor signaling pathway
Cellular component (GO): cytoplasm
Molecular function (GO): fibroblast growth factor receptor binding; growth factor activity
Source: RefSeq, a predicted model, not a curated record
CUGAGUUUAGAGCAACUUCACAAGCAGGAAGGCAGCCUGCAAGGUGCAGGCAGGAGGAAAGCUGAGGAACCUAGAAAUAGAAAUGGGAUAGAGGUAGCAUCUUGCUUGGGCAGGACAGCUGGAUUUUCUUCUCUGGACAGAGAUCUCUAUUUUUUUGUCCACUUUGCUUUACAGCUUUCUGCUGUUCUUUUUUUUUUUUUGUUUUAAUUUGAGAGCGCCAAAGGAAGGGAACCUGCUUCCUCACUUUGUUUCACGGCCUCUCAAGUGUGAUGGAUAUUGCGGUGCUGGCAUUCGGAAACUCACUGCAUUCACUCCUGUGCCUGCACGGUAUGCCCUGCCUGCAUUUUGCUGCCACAUUGGGAGUCUGACCCCGCCAUGUGGGAAUGGAUGUCAUUUGCCGCCGGGCUCCUUCCUGCUGUUGCUUCCACCUCCUCCAGCCCACUCCUAAACCGUCUGGUGGUCUGCAUCUUGCUGCUGCAGGCAGGUGCUGUCCUAGGGAGGUGCCCUGCUGAAGCGGGUGCUGCCGUUGGCCUUGAGCCCCUGCGGGGUGUCAACUGUUCUUGGAGCCUUGAUCGACACACCCGAAGCUACAACCACCUGGAAGGUGAUGUGAGAUGGAGACGACUCUAUUCAGCUACAAAGUUCUUUCUGCGCAUUGAGAAGUCAGGAAAAGUGGAUGGUACACGUCGAAAGAACUGCAUUAACAGUGUAAUGGAAAUUCGGUCUGUGAGUGUGGGUGUUGUUGCCAUCAAAUCUGUUAACACGGGACUCUAUUUAGCCAUGAACAAGAAGGGGAAGCUGUAUGGUUCGGAAGAAUAUAACCACAACUGUAAGUUCAAGGAAAGAAUUGAGGAGAAUGGGUACAACACAUAUGCCUCGCUGAGAUGGAAACACAAUGGACGGCAAAUGUUUGUGUCUCUGAAUGGCAGAGGGAUGCCCCGGCGGGGGCACAAAACCCGUAGGAAGCACCUCUCAGCCCAUUUCCUCCCUAUGCUGGUCUCCUAGCCUCCUAAUCCCCAAAAACCUAAAUUAUUUUCUUUUUUAUGCUUGAGUUGGCAUAUGUCCAAACAAACAGCUGCUAUCAAUGUGUAAAUAUAUUUGUAUUAUUAUUAAUAUUAUUAUCCUGUUGUUUUAAGGAGAAAGAAAAUAGAAAGGUACAUUGCUUUCAUGAUGCCUGCAUGUAAAAAUGACGAGAUGGCGAUGGUUUCUGCCAGACCAGAGUUGUACUUGUUUUUCAAAAUGGGGCACCAAUCCUGUGAAUUGUGUUAUUGUUAAACCUAAACUGAGACAGCAGCUGGGAUGGUUUCCUAUCACAACUCCCCCAUAGUUUCAUCAUCAAUCCCACUCUCAUUCUUGCUUCUCAUUAUCCUGUGCAUGACCUGGGAUUUUUGAAAUUCACUGCCUUGCAGCCUCUGUAGUUCUGUACAUGGCAUGUCUCAUCAAGGUGACAUCAUUUUCAAUUGUUGACCCGAUUAAUAAAUUGUUUAGUAUAACCUCUCUAUAUACAUUUAGAGCACACCUAAGAAAGGAAAACAUUGUGAGGCUACUACUGCAGGAGACCCCUGAGAGUCUAUGAGAAAAUGCCAAGGAUGUUAUAAACUGAAGGACUAUGUGGGUAUGGGGUCGGUAAGUGUACCAGUCCUCAUCAGUGAAUCACAACUGCCCCAGGCCAAAAAGGCAUGAAUGGAGGAUGGGAACACAUGUGGCAGAGCAUCACACUAACUAAGUGGAGGUACCAUAGAUAUGUUUGUUGAGAAAGACGGACACCUUCAUUUAAACUUUUAUUUAUUAAAUUAAAAUCAUCUAAAGACCCACAUACUAACUGCCUCCCCAGUGGAAAAUCCAUAAUCCAAGCUGUAAUUUUUCAUUGCCAUGACUUGGUCAGCAGCCACAUGAAGUGCAACUGGCUGCAACGGGACCUUCACGGGUAUUUAUUUUAUUUGAAGAUGCUGGUGGCUAUCAUUAUAUAUGCA